AGUUGACUCGCGUACAGCUUGAUCUCUUGGCGUGCACACAGCUCGAAUAAUAAAACUCGAAAUAAAAUCCAUGCUAAUCGCGUGGGCAUUGAGUUGGAAAUUCCUACUCAUUCUUCAGCUCCAUUGUGGAUAAUCUUUUUGUGUUAUUCUUUCGAUGUCAUUUUUCGUGGGUGUAUGGGUGAUUUUCCUUCCUUUCGGAUACUGUAUUGCGCAUUGAACACUGUAUUCCUGUAGCAUCUUCAAUCGGAAGUGGUGAGAAAAAAAGUGAAGUGUAAUUCCAAUAGUGCAUCAUUUCAAUUCUGCUGCCUUCUUCUCCGUCGCUUUGAGUUUUCUGACCACUUCUGUGCUUCGGGAUUCGCUGUGUGAAGUGCAGUGGUCGAAAAGUGUGGCGAAAAGGAGGUGAACCCAAGGGAAUUCCAAGGGACACUCGGAGACAAGUCGUUCCAGAGUGAAAGGGCGACCAUGAGACUCGUCUACGAAGCGACGCAUGAGAGCUUUGCCCUGCCAAUCGGCGAACUGAGCCAGUUCGUGUCGCUGCCGUCGCUGCCGCGCUGGGGCCACCAAACAGCCCAGUUGCACUUGCGCCGCGCGGACUAUUCGGGGCUCGUGGAUCAGCCGCGCCACAAGUUGAGCCCCUUCCCUCACGCCCAACACAUCAAUAACCGCCUUAUUCUGUGGGAUGGUGAUAUUUCGCUGCUGAAGGUUGAUGCCAUCACAAACACGACAGACGAGACGCUGACGGAGCGCAACGCCAUUUCCGAUCGCAUCCUGGGCAGAGCUGGACCUGAGCUGCGAGAGGCCGUGCAGAGGGACGUGAAGUCGUGCCGAACGGGAGAAGUGCGCCUCACGAAAGGGUACAACUUGCCGGCAAAGUACAUCAUUCACACUGUGGGACCCAUUUACAGUGACAAGUACAAAACUGCAGCUGAGAACACACUCCAUUUGUGCUACAGGAACGUCCUGCACAAGGCGCACGAGUACGGCCUGAAGACAGUCGCGCUGUGCGUCAUCUACUCGGCCCAGAGAAACUUCCCACCCGACUUGGGGGCGCACAUCGCUCUGCGGACGACGAGGCGCUUCCUGGAGCAGUACAAGGGCGAGACUGUGGUGCUGUGCCUGGAAUCGCACGACCGCGGGAUCUAUGAAGUGCUGGCGCCUCUGUACUUUCCGCGCAACGACGUAGAGGAGAGCAGCGCUCUGUGGCAGCUUCCGCGCGACAUCGGCGGCAUUCUGGGCGAGCCCCAGUAUCCGGACAGGCAGAUUCGCAUCAUCCACAAUCCACAGCACGCCGUCAUGAUUGGAGCCGAUGAUGACUCCGACACGAGCCCUCACGAUCUCGAGGGAGGCGACGUCGAUCUGGAGUACGGGCCGAUGGGAGGAUCGGGCUACGGCUUCGGGUCGCACUUCAACAUCGGUCAACACUCCUUCUCGCAGAUGCAGGGAGAUCUUGACCGGCAGCGACUCCUCGGUGAUCGUCCGCGUGCGGGCGUGUACGAGAGUGUGAUUGAUGAUGGUCUAGAGGGCAUCGAGCACCAAGAGAGGUACGAGAAGCUCCUGCGCCGGGCGCGCACGGAGGAUCUGUCCGAGGUCUCGGGCAUCGGCUGCCUCUACCAGAGCGGCGUGGAUCGCCUCGGGCGUCCGGUGGUUGUCUUCUGUGGCAAAUGGUUUCCCGCGCAGAAUGUGGACCUCGAGAAGGCGAUGCUGUACUUGAUCUACCUCCUCGAUCCCAUCGUCAAGGGCGACUACGUGAUCGCGUACUUCCACACUCUCACCAGCUCCAACAACUAUCCGUCUCUCCACUGGCUGCGAGAUGUCUACAGCAUAUUGCCAUACAAAUACAAGAAGAACCUGAAGGCCUUCUACAUCGUUCACCCCACAUUCUGGACUAAGAUGAUGACUUGGUGGUUCACGACGUUCAUGGCGCCCGCCAUCAAGGCCAAGGUUCACUCCCUGCCAGGCGUGGAGCAUCUCUAUGCCGCCAUCACCAGAGAUCAGCUCGAGAUUCCCGCUUACAUCACCGAAUACGAUAUGACGAUCAACGGUCUUCACUACUUCCAGCCCGAGACGCAGACUUCGCCAGCCUCCUAAUUGUCCGCGAACGUCGCCUACGUCUAAGUUCUCCAAGGAGUUGAUUGCAAGAAGAGUGCUGCUGCUCUAGAAGAUAUGAUAUAAAUAUUUAGCCUAAGUCGACAAGAGCGAUUGUAGAGAAUGUGGCCAGGCUAAUUAGCUCUGAAGUAAUAAAGUAUGUAGAUGUAAACAUUGCGCAAAUUCUCUGUGGUAAAAGAACAGGUGAAAGAAUCAAAUGUAGGUAGACAGAUGAAAUAAAAUAGCGAUGAUGCGCGAGACGGGAUAUUUACAAUUAUUAUUCUUAUGAAAGUCAUAAAAAGAAACAAUUAUAGCGAUAAUAUUGCAUGCAUAUUUUCUGCUAGAUCAAUUUUCAACACAUCUCUCAUUGUAAAGAAAUAUUGUUGCAUGUCUUAUUUCCGAUCUUGUAGACUUAAGAUUAUAGAGGUGAUUUUAUUGAACAAAAAUGUUUCUCCCAAAAAAGAUUUUUGAAUAUUUAGGUGAACAAAAAAGAAAUGGAAAUUUGUAGUGUAUGAUAUUUCAUUUGUUACGUCCCUAAAGUGCCUAAUAGGAUUAUUUUGCUUGUAUAAGAAAAAUUCGUAUAAUUAGAACGUUCUGCAAUCACUAUGUUGAUUUAUUGAAAAUUGAUUUAGGGAAGAAAAACCAUUAGAUAAACAGUGAAAUGAAAUUUAUUCCCAUAUGCUUAGUAAUUAGUCCCUAAAAGUUGACAUUAUACCGUAGUUGGAGAAUACAUUUAGUGCUAAAGGAAAAAUUUUGAGGAGAAUUCUAUCGUUGUUGAUAUAAAUAACAAAGAGAAUACAAGUUACUAAAAGACUAUGCGGAGUGAAGGUCAAUAAAGUUAGAACUUCACGAAAGAAAAACAUUUGAGGAGGAGAAAUUUGUUAAAUAACUAUAUAUAUAUAUUGUAACUAUAUAACUCCUUAGCUAAGGUCAUUUCGCAUUUCUCGUGCCAAGUUAACCGUCAUUUUGAAAAUUUGCAUUAUACUGAGCUUUCCCCCAAUGAACUCAUCCUCUUUUAUCCACACUUUAGCACCACCGCAAAUAAAAAGAAACUCACACACAAACACACAGAAUAAUCCUCAAAAGAUUUAACGAGAAAACCACCUGAGAUCAACGUAUUUUCUAUACAUGUACAUUUUAAACGGGAAAGGAUAACAUUUUAAAGGACGUCACUGAAACAAAUCCGCGAUGUACAAAAGGAGAAACAAGAUGUGAAGCAUAUUUUUUUAGAGGGUCAUUAAAGCAAAGGUAUAAAAUCCAGGAAUGAUUGCAAAACAAAAAAACUUGAUAGGAAUGCUUAACAAAUAUUUGUAAAUAACAGGGUAUAGAAAUUAUUUUCAGUCGAAUUUUUCUCGAAUAUUGCGCGGCUUCAUCACUUUUUAUUUUAGAAAUUUCAUAAACAAUAUAUGAAAGCAAUUCCAGUUGAAUUAGUAUUCGAAUAGUGAAGGAGAAAAGCUACAAUAUGGUUGAAUAUUGAAUUAGGAGGAAGAUUAAUACUGAGAAGAGAGAUAUUUUAACAUAUAUAGCAUACGUUUAGAGGUGAAGUUAUAAUAAAGAAUUUGGCAAUCGUUUGGCGAGUGUGAUUUAAUAUUAAAGAUGGUAAACUAUAGCGUUAUCACUAACUCUUGUAAAUAGCGUCUUUACCUGGUUAAUUCCAUUCUACUUGUAAGAAUAUUAUGAGGGAGAAGAGUUGCAUUUUCACGUUAUUGGCUAAUUGUAGAAUCUCAGAGUUUUGUUAAUAAAAUAUUGAACUCUCUAGACAUUCUGGGCCUUUCUCAUUUUCUUAUCAAAAUCGCCGAGAGUUUCUGCAAUUGCCAAUAUCGGUGUGCGAAUUCUGUGAAGAUAAACUUCAUGUAGUUUAGUCGAGAGUGUCAGAGGAGGUGAAAAAAAAAUAUAAUAGAGAGAAGAAUUAUAUAACAGAGUUGCGGAUUAAUAGACAGAGAGAAAUAAAUUUGUUCAGUUAUCAAAGAUUGCAAAA
Molecule: messenger RNA, 4063 nt
Organism: Phlebotomus argentipes
Lineage: Eukaryota; Metazoa; Arthropoda; Insecta; Diptera; Psychodidae
Gene: Gdap2
Product: protein GDAP2 homolog
Exons: 9
Coding region: 463-2088 (541 amino acids)
Source: RefSeq, a predicted model, not a curated record